This is a messenger RNA of Opisthocomus hoazin, 498 nucleotides long. Lineage: Eukaryota; Metazoa; Chordata; Aves; Opisthocomiformes; Opisthocomidae. The record is from RefSeq and is a predicted model, not a curated record.
AUGAAGAUGCAAGCCGAGGUGAUCCGCGAGGGCGAGCUGGAGAAGCGCAGCGACAGCCUUUUCCAGCUGUGGAAGAAGAAGCUGGUGGUGCUGACCAAGGACAGCCUCAGCCUCUUCCCCGAUGGGCACAAGCGGGCCAAGGGCAAGGAGCUGGGCUUCGGCUCCAUCCUCAAGGUGGACUGCGUGGAGCGCACCGGCAAGUACAUCUACUUCACCAUCGUCACCAAGGACCGCAAGGAGAUUGACUUUCGGUGCCCGGACCAGAGCUGCUGGAACGCCUCCAUCACCAUGGCCCUCAUCGACUUCCAGAACAAGCGGGCCAUCCAGGACUUCAAGAGCCGCCAGGAGAUGGAGCAGAGCAUGCCACUGGAUGAUAAACCAGAUCAAGUGUCUUGGACUGAAAUGGGACAGGGUACCAAUGAAGGAAAGCGAAGAAGAGAGCUGGAAGCAGCUUGGUUUUCUCCAAGCCCGGCGAGGCUGCUGAGCAAAGAGCCCUGA